Condylostylus longicornis is the source of this 1206-nucleotide messenger RNA. RefSeq names its product 3,4-dihydroxyphenylacetaldehyde synthase-like. The annotation marks the transcript as partial. The transcript is spliced from 2 exons. Gene Ontology annotation, molecular function: aromatic-L-amino-acid decarboxylase activity; pyridoxal phosphate binding. Gene Ontology annotation, biological process: catecholamine metabolic process; amino acid metabolic process. Lineage: Eukaryota; Metazoa; Arthropoda; Insecta; Diptera; Dolichopodidae. The record is from RefSeq and is a predicted model, not a curated record.
AUGAUUAUAUACAGUGAUGUUCUUCCGUCUGUACAACCAGGAUAUUUGCAUAAUUUAAUACCGAAUGAAGCUCCUGAAAAUCCAGAGAAUUGGAACAAUGUACUCGACGAUUUUAAUAAAUUUAUAAUGCCUGGAUUAACACACUGGCAAUCACCAUAUUUUCAUGCAUAUUUUCCAACAACAACAUCUUAUCCAUCAAUGGUAGCAGAAUUUAUAGCGGCCGGUAUAAGUGUUUUAAAUUUUAGUUGGGUUUGUAGUCCCGCUGCAACUGAAUUGGAAGCUAUUGUUUGUGAUUGGAUUGCAAAAUUUAUACAACUUCCAGAAAAAUUUCUUAAUUUACCUGUUGGAAAUGGUGGUGGCAGUUUACAUAAUUCGGCCAGUGAUGCCAUUCUAACAUGUGUAAUUGCUGCUCGUGAAAAAAAUUUUAAAGAAUUGCAAAAAAAAUUUCCGAAAAUCUCAAAACAUGAAAUUUUAUCAAAAUUUAUUGGAUAUGCAAGUGAUCAAAGUAAUAGUUCAAUUGAAAAAGCUGGACUCCUGUCUGCUAUUCCAAUACGUCUACUUCAAGCAAAUGAAAACUUUGAAAUUGAUGGUGAAAUAUUGAGAAAAGCUGUAAUUGAAGAUUUAAAUGCUGAUAAAAUUCCAAUUAUCUUUAUUGCAUCAUAUGGUACAACUGGAUUAUGCAGUUUCGAUAACAUUGAUGAAUUGGCAUCUGUAUGUAAAGAAUACAAUAUAUGGUUACACAUUGAUGCAGCAUACGCUGCUAUUGGUAACGCACUACCCGAAUUAGAUUUUCCAUACAAAAAUGGAUUUAAUUAUGCACAUUCUAUUAAUUUUAAUUUACCGAAAUCAAUGUUAAUAAAUUAUGAUUGUUGUGCUUUAUGGUUGGAAAAUGUUUUUGAUAUUUCAAAACAUUUUAAUGUCGAUAGAAUUUAUUUGAAACAUUAUCAUGAAAAUGAAUCCACAAUUGCACCAGAUUAUAGAAAUUGGCAAUUGGCAUUAGGCAAACGUUUUAAAGCAUUGAAAGUUUGGAUUGUUAUGAGAAUACUGGGUAUGGAAGAGAUUCGUAAUUAUGUACGAAAAACAUUCAAAUUAGCUGAAUAUUUUGAACAAUUCUUAUUAAGUGAUGAUCGUUUCGAAAUCAUAGGUAAACGAAGAGCUGGCUUAGUUUGUUUUCGUAUCAAAAAUAAUAACAAUUUGACAACGAAA